AUGGAAGCUCCGUGCUUUCAGAAACGUGCGAGCGUUCGCUGUCGUCGCGUACGAGGAGGGCUUAGUGCACGCCAGCAAACACAAGACCAGGUCGCGAUUAACGUCGGCAAGUUCGACUUUGACUCGGAGGUGGAGGGCCUCAGAAGCCAUGUCCAAAAGAUUAAACAGUUGUCCCUGGUUAUCGAGGACGAGCAGAAGCAGCAGGGGCAGUUAAUCAACUCCUUGGAGGACACAUUGGAGCGCGCCAAGCUGGGCAUGCGGAGGGCCAUGGGGCGACUAAACAUUGCAUACCGCCAAGCGCAAAGCAACCAUAUGCUGUACCUGGUUCUCUUUGCCCUGCUGAUGUUCACGGUGCUCUACGUCUUGGGGAAGGCCCCGCACGCCAACCCUUUUCAUGCAAGGGUGAUUUCGAACUUGAAGAUGCUUUGUGUCCUCGCAGGUUUAUCGAAUCGGGCGGGCAGUGAUUGGCGGACGCACCAGAACCGCUGUUUGGGCAGCGCGUUCAUCUCGCAAGCGCGAUUGCUCUGGCUAGCUGAACAUUUGACGCCGAAUCGGGCUCCAGGCCUUCCAAACUUGCGGCAUUACGCGGCCGCGGCAAACGCACAAGAGCAACCCAAGCAGCCCAAGGAGCAGGUAUCGUACGACUCCCUGGAGCUGACCCAGGAGAAGAUCGACGCCAUCACGGAUAAGAUUCCCCAGCGGCCUGUGGGGGUUGUGGAGGGGACCAGCUACACACUCAUCAUCCUGGCGGCAUUUGGGGUUUUGGCGUUCGUACUGUACCACGUACUCACCUCCCUCAUCUUCGAGCCCACCGCCAUCACGUGCUUCAAUCACACUCUGGAACGGCUCAAAAACGACCCACGGGUCACUGUGCGCAUCGGCGGAGCAGAUGACAUCCGGGCUUGGGGCACCAACGCUGAGAGCCGGGUAGCACGACAACAGAUUCCCCACCACAUCUACAAGGACGCCAAUGGCGUGGAGCACGUACGGAUCCAGUUUCACAUUCGAGGACCCAGCGGGAAUGGUGUGGUGAGGUCCCCCUCGUCUUGGUACCUUUCUUACCUUACCAUUGCUUCACACGGGCGCGUUUUCGUGUUCGACUGGGUUUCGGAGCAGGUGAAUGCCGACAUGUACAAGGACGUUGACGGAGGAGGACGAGGUGAUGGUGAUGAGGAGGACGACGACGAGGAGGACGAGGAAGACGAGGACGAGGACGAGGAGGAGGAGGACGAUGGUUGUUGCUGUUGUGGUGAUGAUGAUGACGAUGAUGAUGAUGAUGAUGAUGAUGAUGGUGGUAAUGGCGAUGACAAUGACGACGCUGAUGAGAACGAUGGCGAUGAUGGUUGUGGUUGUAGUGGUGGUGCGACCCAUGUCGGCCUGACGCCUGGGAACACCCGCAAUACGGCACUCAACACAACCCAGCACACCACACCACACCGCAAAGCACACAGUGCAGCUAGCCGCACCUUUAGUCAGACAGGCCGCCUGGUCCAGGCAGACGGCUUGGGCGGUCAGGGCCGAUAG
Messenger RNA from Volvox carteri f. nagariensis, 1524 nucleotides. RefSeq lists its product as uncharacterized. Gene Ontology annotation, biological process: protein import into mitochondrial matrix. The transcript has 13 exons. Bases 1 to 1524 code for a protein of 507 amino acids. Lineage: Eukaryota; Viridiplantae; Chlorophyta; Chlorophyceae; Chlamydomonadales; Volvocaceae. The record is from RefSeq and is a predicted model, not a curated record. Gene Ontology annotation, cellular component: TIM23 mitochondrial import inner membrane translocase complex.